Messenger RNA from Phragmites australis (common reed), 2087 nucleotides. RefSeq names its product tubby-like F-box protein 6. The coding region runs from base 480 to 1685 and encodes 401 amino acids. The transcript has 8 exons. Lineage: Eukaryota; Viridiplantae; Streptophyta; Magnoliopsida; Poales; Poaceae. The record is from RefSeq and is a predicted model, not a curated record. Gene Ontology annotation, molecular function: protein binding.
CCUUUUCAGCCACUCAAACAAUUUGUCAUUUCUUCCCCGUCAGUUCCCCAAUACCAUUUCCCCAUCCAUAAAAAAUUGUCAUUUCUUCCCACUUGUCCUACACUGCUACCGCUUAUCGCUAUUCUUCCCCACCUAAAAAUUCCCAGGCACCUACUCUUCGGUUCCAAUCCACGAAAGGCCAAUUUCGAGGGAAGGGGGUGCUGUGUGGUUUCUUGCUGCCGGCGGUUUCUUGGGCGAAUCGAAUUCGGGUGCCUCUUGCUCCAUCCAGUGCUUUCUUGGGCUGGAUUCUGGUACCCCGGUGUUUCUUACGUGUUGCGGCGGUCAAGACGAGGAAUUGCUCAAAUCGGUGCCUUGCUGGGUUAAUUCAUUCCCCUUUUAUUUAUGUGAGAUUUGGUGCUGUCAGCUGGCGGGAGCCUGGAUUGGUGCCUCCACAAACAGAUUCUUGGAGCUGAUUUGGUGAGGGAGAGUGGAACAAGGGGAUGUCUUUCAGGAGCCUGAUUCAGGAGAUGAGGGACGAGUUCGGGAGCAUCUCCCGGCACAGCCUGCGGUCCCGGUCUCGCCGGUCUGGGAACACGCCGCGGGAAGCGGCCGUGGGGUCAUCCGAUGAGGCGCUGCAGCAGAGCUGCUGGGCACGGCUGCCCUCCGAGCUCCUGCGGGAGGUGCUGGUAAAGAUCGAGGCGUCCGAGAGCCGGUGGCCGGCCCGCAGGGACGUGGUGGCGUGCGCGGGCGUCUGCCGGGCCUGGAGGGGCGUCAUGAAGGAGAUCGUACGUGUCCCGGAGGCGUCCGGGAAACUCACGUUCCCGAUCUCGCUCAAGCAGCCUGGCCCAAGGGAUGACACUCUUAAAUGUUUCAUCAGGAGGAACCGGACUACUCAGAUCUACUAUCUGUUUCUUGGACUCACAGAAGCACUGGCUGAUGAUGGAAAAUUCUUACUUGCUGCACGCAAAUGCCGAAAACCCACAUGCACAGACUACCUAAUUUCUCUUGAUCGGAGUGAUAUGUCGAAGGGAAGCAGCACCUAUAUUGGCAGGCUAAGAUCAAACUUUCUCGGAACAAAGUUUACCGUAUAUGAUGCUCAUCCCCCAUACAAUGGUGCUGUGGUUUCAAAGAGUCGGUCAGCACGUGUGAUUGGUUUGAACCAGGUCUCUCCUAGAGUUCCUGCUAGGAAUUAUCCAGUUUCACAUAUUUCGUACGAGCUGAAUGUUCUGGGCUCCAGAGGUCCAAGAAGGAUGAACUGUGUUAUGGAUUCCAUCCCCGCAUCAGCUGUUGAGGAAGGAGGGAAAGCUCCAACACCGACUGAAUUUCCUCUUAGCAGCCUUGACUCUUUCCCAUCAAUUCCAUUCUUCAGAUCUAAAUCAGCUCGGAUAGACAGUUCAACUUCACAAUCAUCCACUGAGAAGGAAGAGAGGCUGGUGUUGAAGAACAAGUCUCCUAGGUGGCAUGAACAACUGCAGUGUUGGUGUCUCAAUUUCCAAGGGCGGGUCACAGUUGCCUCGGUGAAAAAUUUUCAGUUGGUGGCUUCAGAUGAAAUUGGGCCAGGUAACCAGGAGCAAGACAAUGUGAUUCUCCAGUUUGGAAAGAUUGGAAAGGACUUGUUCACCAUGGAUUACCGUUAUCCAAUAUCAGCAUUUCAAUCAUUUGCAAUUUGUCUGAGCAGUUUUGAUACCAAAAUAGCCUGUGAAUGAGGCAAGGUGCUGGACGACGAUGGCAGAUGGAAGAUAGCGGACUGCAUGCAUGGUUCAUGCUGGAUGUUGAAGCGGGAGGAUUGGGUAAUCGCCUGAAGUUAUCCAAAUGGUUAUGAUGUUGCAGUGUAAAUAGCUAUAUCUAGUUGGUCUCGGCUUGUGAUGCAAGCUAGUUUACUUUUCCUCUUAAUCGAUAUUAUAUCCCUACAUUCUAUGCCGGUGUUCGCAGUCAAAAUUCUAGAGUUUUUUCCUUUCCGAUUUCCCGGGAAAACGGCUGGCUUGUGCUUGCAUUGUGUGGCCAUUGGCCAAAUCUGUCGAGUGACGUUGAUGAGUUUGAGAACAUGAGGCUUCGAGUGAUAUAGAUGUCAUGACUUAGUACAAGUUCUUGAGUUUAAUGUUUGGUUA